UUUCGAAACGAAUUUUUCCAUUUUAUCGGCUAUCAUUCGGCUGAACCCGGCACUGCUCGGGCAUCCUCGUAAUGGGCGUGCUCAAAUGCGGUGCGUCUCAACCGGCGGUACAAUCGGAUGAUCCCGGGCGGGCGGAGCCAAUUAGGAGGAAACCGUACAGUUGGCUGACUCCUCCUAAGAAAACCGGCGACGAGCAUCAGUACCCGGCAGUUUGAUCGUUCAUCUGUACCGCUUUCAACUCAACGUUACUGCAGCCUGAUAAAUCUCUUGAGCCAGUCUUAGGUCACUCACAAAAACCACACCAACACUUACUUCUAAACCAAGCGACACUUGUAUGGUGCAAUUUUAGAAAUAUCCGCCAAGGGCUUGGAGAUUAACGUUUCAGAGAAAUUGCUGCAGGAUGGAGACGCAAAUACAUGUACCCGUGGGCUCGCCGGUAAUUAGAAAAAUCCCGGUGUUCGUGGACGAGCGCAACGUAACGGAAGGAGCGAUGAAGCUCAUUAAAGAGCUGAGACCGGCGUGGGACUCGAGCGACGUCAAGACCAAGCUCUUCACCGAUGGAACCACCAACAAGCUAGUGGGCUGCUACGUGGACGACAGUCCAGAUGACGUAGUCCUGGUCCGAGUAUAUGGAAACAAAACAGAGCUGAUUGUGGACCGAGACAAUGAGCUUAAGAGCUUUCAGGUGCUGCAUGCUAACGGUUGUGCUCCUCGCCUCUACUGCACCUUUCUAAAUGGCAUCUGCUAUGAGUUCAUGCAGGGAGAUGCACUGGGAACGCAGGAUGUCAGAGAUCCUACUCUGCUCAGGCUGAUAGCCAGGGAAAUGGCUCGUAUCCACGCCAUCCAUGCACACAAUGGCUGCAUCCCCAAACCCAACCUCUGGAUCAAGAUGCGGAAAUAUUUCUCGCUUGUAGCCACAGAAUUCACAGAGCAAGCCUCCAACAUCAGAAUACAGCAGGAAGUUCCCAGCAAGGUGGUGCUGGAGCAGGAGAUGGUUUGGAUGAAGGAGCAUCUUUCUACACUGGGCUCACCUGUGGUGCUCUGUCACAACGACCUGCUCUGCAAGAACAUCAUCCACAACAGCAAAGAGGGUCAUGUGCGCUUCAUCGACUAUGAGUACUCCAGCUACAACUACCAGGCCUUUGACAUCGGCAACCACUUCAAUGAAUUUGCAGGCAUGACUGAGCCGGACUAUGGACUCUAUCCUAGUCGGGAGAUGCAAAUGGAGUGGCUUAAGGUGUAUCUGCAGGCUUACAAACUCUUCACCAAGAACACAGAGGAGGUCAGCCAGCGAGAGCUAGAGACGCUCUACGUUCAGGUCAACAAGUUUGCUCUGGCUUCUCACUUCUUUUGGGGUUUCUGGGCUCUCAUCCAAGCCAAAUACUCCUCCAUCGAUUUUGACUUCCUGGGGUACGCCGUGCUACGUUUCAACCAGUACUUCAAGACUAAACCUGCAGUGAUGGCCAUGCAGAUCCCAGAGUGAGAGGAGGCGAAGGAAGCCAGAAGGACGAGGAGAGGAGCCCAGAAGGAGGUGUGUUUGAAGGUUAAAUGCUGGGACUUCCUCUCACAUGAGGACGCUUCUGUGAGCCAGCUGUGAUGGACCACUCCUCGGUCAGCCUGGCAUCCUUUUCCUGCAACAAGCGCAAUUACUCUUUGAUUCCUCCAAACUUUAGCUCCACGUAUGUCACCGCUGUAGCCCGAGAACGACAAAACUUCCACGUGUGUAUGUGUGCAAGUGCAUUCGUCUGCGUUUCUAAUAUAUGUUGAAAAACCGUCACGCUUUUCCUCUUAGAGCAGUUGAACCAGGCGUAGAGAGGUCUGUGUUUGGGAUCGGACACCAAAAUGUUCCACAACGCUGGUAAUGAUGUCACAAGAGGAAGGAGAGGGUAGAGGAGUGUCAGGAUGAUGGUUUGUUUUCUGAAACUGACUACAGGUGCAGCCUGGUGUUAGUCACAUUGUAUGUGUGUGUGUCUCGUGUGUGUUCCUUCCUCUGUCUCUACAUAUUUUAACACAUUGUGACCUUUUCUCAUGUUUUUUUCCAUCAUCAAGUGCCCGUAGCUUUCUGCACUGAGCUUUCCUCGGGGUGUCCUUUCCUGUGCCCUCUGUUUUUCCUGUUGAAGCACUUUCAGCUUCUUUCACCACAUCUUCCAGUAAUUCACAGCGCUGCUGCUGCUUAUGCUGCUAGAGUUGUAAGACUUGUCUGCGUGUCAGUUGGUGUUUUAUGCCAAACGCCACAUAUGUGGAACAGCAAAUGGAAAGCUUUAGGUUGACUCACUGUUAAAGCUAAAUGUGCAUUUAUUUAUUUGUAUUUAACAUCUCAGGUUAACAACUCUUUGGAAAGUGGUACUGAAGGAGGUGGAGGGGAUGGCUACAAAGACGAGACCUCUGUGUGUGUUCCUGUCCUCAAGCAUUAUUUCCACCUUUUUGACUUUUAUGGUUACAGCGCAUCGCUCUGUUAAAUUUUCCAUUUAAGGUUUCCAGACAUUUUGGAAAGUCACCACCUCUGUCACCCUCCUUGUGCCAUGUCCUCCUCUCCCUUUAUACCCUUUUAUCUUUGAUCGCCCACCAGUUCCCAGUUUUGGUCUUUGGUUGCUUCUCCCUUUACUCUGCAGAGGUUUAUGCAUCUGUUUUUCAAACCGUCCUGAAAUCAUAGCCCAGUCUCAGGCCCAUGCUGUAAUCCACUCUAUUCAUCUCAGAUUUAGAGUCAAAACUUCUUACAUAAUUACAUAUUGCAAAAGUUUUUAUCUGGGGUCAAAUCAAGUGGCGCUUUCAAAAAGAUUCUGGAGUGGGUUAGCUGGGGGGGGUGUCUGUCACGAGAUCAGCUACUAUUUUCCUGGGAAAAAGAUCUGACUCUGAAAGACGGAGAAAUCAUUAACGCACAAAAGUACUUACAGCUUAGAAAGCAGGCUUCUUUGAAAUCUAGCUAGUCUGUUUGUUAUUUAUUAAAAAUUUUUCUGCUUAACUUUUGACUGAACACGUAACUAAGCAGAAACGUAUCUGUUCAAGGCUGCCACCUUUUUCAAGAGACCGGUUCAGACAGAUUGAGUGUAAUUUGAAACAUAGACUGUAUAAAAAAGAUGGAUGUAAUGUGAUGUAAUGCACUGUGAUGUCAGCCAUUGGUGAGCAGAGUCUCAUUUUGAAGUCUCAAGUUCUUUCUGAGAUGUGGCUCACAGAUUUGUCAGUCAUAUACAAAAUCAUACAGUACUGUAGUUAACUUCUGACUCAAUAAUAACUAGUAAUUAUUGAAUAAUGAAUAACUAUUCAGACAAUAAAGUCAUCAAUGAUAUGUUUACAGAGUUCACAAACUAAGUUUUUCCAGAGGCUUCUAAGCAGUUGGAUGUCUUUUUGCAACCUCCCCGCUGGGCAUCCCAAUCACUGCAGGGCAUCCCAGUGCAAAACUCGAGGGUAGAGCUGGUGGGGUUGAACCUCUCGUUUCCAUCACCGUUGGCCAAACUUGGCUAAAAGCAGAGCAGAACUGGCAGCUUUCUAAAGAAGUCAUGGGGUGUUACUCCUUGGCACCAAAGAGGGAGCUCUGACCUUUGUCCUCCACUGCUGGUGUCGUGUAACUGGAAGGCUUAAUAAUUCACCAGCUAAGCUGCAGGAGAGAGGGACUAAAGCAUGUUAAUGGCUUUCAUUCAGAACAGUUAACCCGAGAGCGAUUUUCUGAGGGUUGCUGUUAAUAUCUGAAGUCUUUAAUCGUUCUUAACUUUAGGUAAAAUAAUUCUCUUCUCCUCAGUGUGAAUAAGAACUGAUUUUAAUACAAUACAAAACUCACUGGGUUUAAAAGUUAUUGAUGCAUACACUGGCACAUAUUCAGGAGUCUUUUACUUCACUUAGUGAAUUUUAUUAUUUAAAUGUUAUCAAAAGAGUUAUUUUAUGCCACUAACAGUGAAGUAAUCAGCUUGGUGCAUUUGCAAAGGCCACAUUGGUGAAUUUGCUGCCUGAACACACAAUUCUAAUACCCAGGUAGGACGUCAGCCAGGAUAAAGAGGGCAUUCGCACUCCAUGAACACCGAGUGAAUAUCUCCAUUCCCUUCAGAGGACACUGGUACAGUCUGCGGACUGCUUUUUGAAGGGAAGGCAUUUUAGGUUCCUGUAACAUUGUAUCUUAUACGCUAACAGAAGAUGAAGCUGAAUGUGUGGGAGAUGAACUGAAGACACAUUCCAACAAAUCUUUGCAUUUAUUUAGCAGCUGUUUGGAUCUUUGGUCACCUUACCCACUGCUUCAGUAUCAUCCAUUAAAGAUGCAGUGUUCAGAUUUCAUGUGGCCAAAUAGAACAAAUUAAAAAAAAACAACUAGCCUGGACAAAUAGACCAAAUAAAAAAAUGUUUGACUUUAUUUAUUUGCACAAGUCUUUCACUGCUCUCAGUCUGUGAGUACACUUCCUCAAACAGGGAGUGGAGACAGAGAUGGCUAAUGUGAGAUAAGACACCAUUAACUGAGCUGUCAACACAUUAUCUCAACUGUGAUAAAUCCAUCCAACCAGUGUUAAAACGAACGUGACAAGAAAGAGAAGCCAGGAAACCUGCUGUUCCUGAUAUUUGAUCCACGAUAUUGACACAAUAUUGCAUCCGUAUUCACAAUGCUGCAACAACUUUUUCUCUUUAGACUGGGCGCUGGGUAAGGUGACGGCAAACAGAAAAUGAGCUUGACUCUGAUCCCCAAUUCCAGACAAAUGCAUCCAUUUCAUGUGUUUUUGUGUCGACUGCUGAGACCAGCUGUCUGAAUUUGCUGUUCCACGCUGGCCAUUGAAACGGUUCACUGUCGUCGUGUCGUCACUUUAUACGGUUGUUUUAAAAUCAGUUUGUUUAUUAUUGAUUCUAACGUUGCAUUCCACACUUUCUUAGUUUGUUGCAGUCCAGUCAUACCAAAACGGUUAGCUUCAGUUUGCAUUGCAUUUAAUUUGAGAUUAACUAUUUUUGUGUGUGUGAAUGUACUAACUUAAUUAUACAAAAUACUGUACAGAAAACUGACUUUUUUUUCUUUGUAUGCUGACAUAUACUUUGUGUAAGUGCUUUGACUUGAAAGGUAGAGCGCUGUGUAAAAGGCCGCAGUGCUUGGUUUGCAGAUGUGACUUUGUAAAUGUACUCAUCCACUGCUAAAGGAGAUGAUGAUGGGGGAUGUAAAUAUUGUAAGAAAUACUGUGAAAAGCUUACUGUACAGUGAUCCUUCACACCUCUGUAGGAGUGGCAAGAUUAUUUAACUGUUGUUAGUAAAUAUUUCCAUUAAAAAGAAUGAAAUGGUAUUAAAA
Oreochromis aureus is the source of this 5252-nucleotide messenger RNA. RefSeq names its product ethanolamine kinase 2 (gene etnk2). The coding region runs from base 401 to 1483 and encodes 360 amino acids. The record is from RefSeq and is a predicted model, not a curated record. Gene Ontology annotation, cellular component: cytoplasm. The transcript is spliced from 9 exons. Gene Ontology annotation, molecular function: ethanolamine kinase activity. Gene Ontology annotation, biological process: phosphatidylethanolamine biosynthetic process. Lineage: Eukaryota; Metazoa; Chordata; Actinopteri; Cichliformes; Cichlidae.